CACACGCACAAACCCAAACCCAGAGCGCGCAGACAUGUUCGCUUGGGGAGAGCAGAGCGCGCACGGCUUCAGGUUGAAGGACGGAUCUUAUGUCCCUCACAGCGGGGACACGGGGGACGCAGUGGCUUUCCUGGACCUGGCCCGGCCCGUGACGGAUUUGUGCGUGAGCUCCGGGCUGCUGGCGUUCGUGAACAGAGAAGGGAGCGCGUUUGUCAUCCGCAUAAACCCGAGGGGAGACGGGACGCGGGUCCGAGGAAAACAAAAGCGGGUGGAGACCAAGGAGAAGAUCCAAGCUGUGAGCUGCACCCAAGACACGCUCUAUCUGCUGUCCAACCAGGGAAAAGUGCUCUGUAUCCAGCCUCAUGUCCCACUCCGGGCAUUUGAAGCUUUUCGUGGCGUGUCCGUGUGUCAGGUCUCAUGUGGAAGUCAACAUUCUCUGGCCCUGACCAAAGAUGGUGUGGUGUUCAGCUGGGGCGUGGACUCCAGGGGCCAGUUGGGUGUGGCUAAGGGUGGCCCCGGGGUCUCCAGUCCUCAGCCUGUGAGGAGUUUGCAGGAACUCCCUGUGGUGCAGGUGUCUGCAGGAGGAGAGCAGAGCUUCUGUCUCUCAGUGUCUGGAGCAGUGUGGAGCUGGGGACACAACUGCAGUGGACAGCUGGGCCUGGGGGACACCACAGACAGACACACUCCAACUCUGGUCCAUAGUCUGAACAUGAAGAAAACCUGUCACAUCUCCUGUGGAGAAACUCACACUGCUGUUCUCACCAAGGACGGGGCGGUGUACACGUUUGGAUCAGGGCAGUACGGGCAGCUCGGACACAACAGCUUCAGGGACGAGCUGAAGCCUCGGGUCGUGGCAGAACUUUGGGGGUCAAAGGUCAUGGCUGUGGCCUGUGGGAAGCUGCACACAGUGGUGCUCACAGGCUCUCGUGUGUACUCAUGUGGAGUCCAGGGACCAGGACCAGGGCUGGACUCACAGGAGCGUGCUGCUGCUGCUGCGGUCCCUCUGCUGGUGCCACUGCAGUAUGAGCUCACAGAGGGUAAGAGCAUCAGACAGGUCUUUGCUGGAGGACAGUGCUCCUACGCCGCCUGCUCUCUCCAGGAGAGGGAGCACCAGUCUGAGGGUACAUCCCCUCCUCCUCUCUCUGAUCUGCUCACCAAGUGGACCUCUGACACACAGUCGUGGGAGAAGACCAAACGGUAUAUCACCCGGACCUUUUGUUCUGCCUCACGUCUGAAUCAAAGCUUUCUGGAGCACAGGCACUUUGAGACAUCGACAACUCGCUGUGGUCUGGACCUGUCUGCUGCUCGCAGCUCCUUCUCCAAACUUCUGAAUCAGCCCAAAGUGAUGAAGGAGGUGAAGAGGGCGUGUGAGCUCCUGCUCCGGUCUCUGAGCCCCUGCCCAGUGGGGGUGGAGUGUCUGAGGGUCUAUCUGCUGCUGACGGAGCUGCUCCAUGUGCUCUACCAGCUCCCCACAACAGAGAGACUUCACAGCAGGACCGCACUGGUGGAGGCCCUGGCCACAGCUAUACUCUGCCUGCCAAAAGAGAGCAUCCAAGUGCUAGGCGAGUGGUGGUCUGCUCUGCCCUCCUCCAUCAGGCUGAGACAUGUGUGUGUGUGGAGAGUCACUGCUCCUCAUGUCUCCUCACUCAGUGCCUGCAGAAGUGUGCUGCAGGUUCUCCAGCUCAUGUACAAUAAGAACAAGGCUCUAGGCUCAGACAGAUUUCCAGACAGCGAGUUCAACAUACCAGUACCUUUUAAUUUCGUGAUAGACAUGGUGACAUGGAAACUAGAGCCAACACUCAGGAUUAAGUUUGGUGAAGAGCCUAUUCUCUGUAGCUUCCCCUUUUUAAUGGACCUUCCAACGAGGCACAACGCAUUAAGCCUGAGCAACAAGUACCUCAUGGAGAAAAGCUCUCUGGGGUGGACUUGUGAGGAGGAGUGUCUGGAGAUGAUGUUUUCUGGCUUGUUCAUUGAGCAGAACUUCACUCUAAGGCUGAGACGAGAGCGUGUCAUGGAGGACACGUUCACACAGCUGUCCCUCACCGAGACCACAGACCUCAGGAAACCUCUGCAGGUUUAUUUCAAUGACGUGGACAUAGAAGACAACGUAAACCAAAAGGACUUCUUCCACCUGCUCUUCCAUGAGCUGGUGUCUGCAGAGUCUGAGAUGUUCAUGUUUAACGAGUCUGCCACACUGGCCUGGUUCUCCUCCACAGCCAAGCCCCCGCUGGAGCACUACUUCCUGUUCGGAGAGCUGUGCGGGCUGGCUCUGUACCACCAGCACGUGCUGUUCCUUCUUCCUCUGGCUCUGUUUAAAAAGCUGCUGGGGGUGGCGCCCUCUCUGGACGACCUGUGCCAGCUCAGCCCCUGCACCGGACAGAGCCUGAGGUGUCUGCUGGAGGAGUACAGUGAUGACGUCAUACAGAGUCUGGACAUGGGCUUCACGAUCUACUGGGACCAAAUGGAGGUGGCCCUGGAUCCACAGAGCCCUGACCGCCCAGUGACCGGACAUAACAAGGAGGAGUUUGUGGCAGCCUUCAUAAAGCACGUGUUCACCAGCUCCGUGCACAGCCAGUUUGAGGAGUUCAGGCGAGGCUUCUACAGGACCAUCAACCGCCACAUAGUUUCGCUCUUCAGCCCAGAGGAACUAAGGGACCUGAUGGUGGGACAGGAGUGCACUGACUGGACUAAGCUCAAGCAGUGUGCUGUGUAUGAGGGGGUCUAUAAGAAGGACCGAGAGCACCAUCCCACCAUCCAGAUGUUUUGGGAGGUCUUCGAUGAGCUCACAGAAGAGGAGAGGAAAGCACUUCUUUGGUUCAUCACUGGCUUUGAGAGGCUGCCCAUUCUCCAUGUGGAUUUAAAGAUAAAAUUCCAAGGCCUGUCCCAGCGAGAGGAGGGUCUGAGUGAGGACCAGUACUUCCCCCAGUCCCACACGUGCUUCAGCACUCUAGAACUGCCUCAGUACUCCUGCAGAGAGCUCAUGAAGAAGAGGCUGAGUGAGGCGCUAGCACAGGUCCACCACAGGCUCGACCCGACUUUUAUAGACAUCAAAGCACCAGAUAUACUCCUCUAUGACUAACCUGCCUAGUGGCUCACGUGGAGAAGUUUGUGUUUUAAGCUUAUGUAGCUCUGUUACUCAUGCACUCUUGCGUGUUUUCCCAAUUUAAUUAGCUGGUGAUUAUGCACUUUAUUUUCUUUCUACAACGGUCUUAAUUAUGUUUAGAACAGAUGGUAAAUAAAUGGUGAAUAAAUAUUACCAGACUUUUUUAAAAGCACUGUGAAUCAUUCAUUUGUUCAUAAAUGGGCUGAAUGACCAGCAGAGGGUAGCAAAGUGUAGAUAUUUCUAACAGAAGAAUGUUUUUAGCUUCCUUAUGUUUUGUAUGUUGCUGUACAUAUUAAACAGAGUUUACGUUGAGUUAGUUUCAGUGGUAAAUAUAAUUUGCAGAUUUUUUUUUUUUUUUUUACAUAUGUAAACUAAACUAAUAUUUUGACAUUGAUAUUGUUAGUGUCUGCAGUCACUCAAGUUUUAAAUGUUCUGUCAAAAUAAGAGCAUUAAAGUGUUGACGUUUGUGUGUGUUUGUGCCUGACCCAUGGGCCCGUACACAUACAUCUGUAGAAUACUUUCA
Molecule: messenger RNA, 3626 nt
Organism: Boleophthalmus pectinirostris (great blue-spotted mudskipper)
Lineage: Eukaryota; Metazoa; Chordata; Actinopteri; Gobiiformes; Gobiidae
Product: probable E3 ubiquitin-protein ligase HERC3
Biological process (GO): protein ubiquitination; ubiquitin-dependent protein catabolic process
Molecular function (GO): ubiquitin protein ligase activity
Source: RefSeq, a predicted model, not a curated record